AUGGCAGGCUUGAUGGACGUCGACCGCACUCGUAGUCGAAGGGAGAGGACGUUCGUCGGCAGCGAAUGCGCUGUCUGUGAAGAACCGCUCGAACACACCCUGCGCGGGGAGCGUGUCCUCCAAUUCUCUUGCACUCACGUCUCCCAUGAAGCCUGUUUCUACGAGUUCAUCCGUGAAUUCGAGGGCCAAUAUUGCCCUACCUGUGAUGCGCCGCUCGGACUGGAUACCAGUCGGGGAGGCAAUGUGCUCGACUUGGAAAAAUUGAGCAAUAUUGUGCGCUCAGUCGCCAGUGAUGCGGCCACCCAGCGGAGUGGGCUCACCACUCCGACUCCGUGGGAGCCUGCUCCGAACCGUGGACGCCCUCCAAGUGAUGCUGGAAGUCGACCGUACAACAACCGCGACAGUAGGGAUCUCUACAGCCGACGAGACAGCAGAGACACGACCAGUCAACGCGAACGCAUCGAGCGUCUGACCGUAGGAUCCCGCCAGCAACACUCCCGAAAUGGCAGUGCCGCCGGUUCCUCUGGUGAUUACCACGAUCCCAAUAACCCGGCGAACGGACGGCGACAUGACUACGACCUCCAGGCCAUGGAGUCUGACCUGAGCCCUCGCGGCUCCAUGAAGAACCCGAUCCCCGCACCUACCGUCACCAUCCGCAGCGAAUUCCCCACCAUGAACCGGUCCCGUCAGCAGCAAGCAUUGACGUGCCUGGUCACGGUAGAAGUUCCAGAAGGCUGGCGCCCCGAUACAGAUGACUUGCACAAUAGUACUGCCGGCGCAUCCCAGCCGCACGAUGAACCGUACACACCAAAGGUUUAUAACAGUGCGCAUGAAUCUCGAACCGCCUCAUCAAUUCCGUACGAACCCCAGGAAGUGUUGGACGAGGUUGCGGAGGAAUUGCGAAACCGAGUUGACAAUUGGCAUGGCCUGGAAUUCCAAAGGUUCGGAAAGCUUCGUCUGCAUGGCCACAUGCGCGUCGGCAAGGACCGUGAAUCAUGGCAGGAACUGGAAUGUUAUCUCUUCGGGGAGAUGUUAAUCUGCGUCAAGGAGAAGCGGAUCAAUGACCGGCACCAGUAUGAUGAUCAAUUGCCCAAACCUCGGACGCGGUGCACGCUCAAGGGUUCGAUUCUGAUCAAGAAACACCUCCGGAGUAUCGACGCUGCCACAGACGAACCUAUCCUCACAUUGAAUUUGUCCGUCAGCGAACUCCCUUGUUUCUUCCUUCGCUUCCAGAGCCGUAACCAGCUGGAGAUUUGGCGCCGCGCCCUCCUCGAUCUCCACCAGCUCGACACCCCGUCUCGCAACCCGGACUUCGAUCUGGACAACUCGGGAGAGGAGGAGGAUUACCGCGCAAGUAAGAUCAGACGACAGGCAUCCCUGAACUCGUCCUAUGGCGCAGCACGUUCCAACAACACCGCCAUCACCGACUACACCAAUGCGGGCGGAGACACCUUAUCCACUACCUCCCUUCAUAUUCCUCUUGACAUCGUGGUGGUCAUUCCGGUAUCCUCUUCCAUGCAGGGCCUGAAAAUUACACUCCUGCGCGACGCCCUCAAGUUCCUUGUGAACAACCUCGGACCCCGUGACCGAAUGGGGCUUGUUACUUUUGGCUCCAGUGGUGGUGGUGUUCCUCUUGUGGGUAUGACCACCAAGUCGUGGGGAGGAUGGCCGAAGAUUCUCAACUCCAUCCGGCCUGUGGGCCACAAGAGCCUCCGUGCCGAUGUGGUGGAAGGCGCCAACGUGGCCAUGGAUCUGCUGAUGCAGAGAAAAUCAUCGAACCCCCUCUCUACCAUACUCUUGAUCAGCGAUUCUUCCACCUCUGACCCGGAUAGCGUGGACUUUGUCGUCUCUCGUGCCGAAGCCGCCAAAGUCAGCAUCCACUCUUUCGGUCUCGGACUGACCCAUAAGCCGGAUACGAUGAUUGAGCUUUCCACCCGGACGAAGGGUUCCUAUCUCUAUGUGAAGGACUGGAUGAUGCUUCGUGAGUGCGUCGCUGGCUGUUUAGGAUCGCUGCAGACAACCUCCCACCAGAACGUCAAAUUGAAGCUCCGCCUUCCGGAGGGCUCGCCGGCCAAAUUUGUUAAAAUCAGCGGAGCCCUUCACACGACGAAGCGCGCCACUGGACGCGAUGCGGAGGCAGCUCUGGGCAACCUGCGUUUUGGAGACAAGCGCGAUAUCUUGGUCCAGCUUGUUAUCCAGCCCGACAACUCCGCGCAGGAGAGCGUGCCACAGGAUCCCUGGGAGAGCCUGGUGUCCGGUUUGGAGGCCCUUGGUGGUGGAUCUGAUGGCGAUGAGCAGCGGGUGGUCAGCGUCGAGGAAGUCCCUCUUAUCCAGGCUGAUCUGACGUACGGUGACCUUCUCCGUGACGGCCAUCUGACCCACUCGCCUCGUCCUUCGCUUCUGGCGAUUACCAUGCUCCCGCAGAACUCGAAGUCGAAGCAUUCUGGUCCGCCAGGCACACCGCCUAUCCCGCCUCACCCUUCGAUUGUCCAGCGUCGUAUGGAGCUGCUCACGUCCGACAUGCUGACCAGGGCUCUGACGCUGGUGACGCGGGGACAGCCUGACCGCGCGCAGCAUCUCCUGAUGGAGACCCGCAGUAUCCUCAAGGGGCUGGGUAAGGGUAGCCUUCCUCCUCUCCCUCCCGGUGCUCCCAAGCCUGCGGCUACUAGCGACGCGGGUAGUCGAGGCGGGACGCCGAUCUCGACGUCCCCGAAAUCGUCCACAUUCACGGAAAGCCACUCGUCCGCGGCUUCUGACACGGCGACAAUCACCCCUGUCGCUGCGGUCGAUGGCCAAACCAUCAACGCAUUGGAUGCUGACUUGGAAUCGGCCCUGGAGUGGAUCAACCAUCCUGCCGUCUUCAGCCGCGACUCGCGGAAAGCGGUACUCCAGGCCAUCGGUGUAAUUUCAUCUCAACGAGCCUACACCUUCCGGUCACCUGCCGAGGCCCACUGGGCGCAGCGGAUUGCGGGCGUCCGCCGCCUGACUGACCGGUCAAAGGAAUGGCGGGAAACUGGUGAUGACGCAUUAACUGAAGAAUAG
Molecule: messenger RNA, 3042 nt
Organism: Aspergillus terreus NIH2624
Lineage: Eukaryota; Fungi; Ascomycota; Eurotiomycetes; Eurotiales; Aspergillaceae
Exons: 4
Coding region: 1-3042 (1013 amino acids)
Source: RefSeq, a predicted model, not a curated record